UUCGUCUCGUACGCCACCCCAACAGCACAAUGGCGAUCAUCCAGACUUUACUGCUGCUCGUUUUGAUACUUGGGUUCUCCCAAGCCCAGACUGACUGGCCAGAGAUGAAACCAAAAAUAGACACAUUCAUAAAUGAGAUCCUCGAAUGCAGAGGAAAAAUUGGGAUGAACCUUGCGAUUGUGCAGGACAACGAACCUCUUUAUACGACGGGCUACGGCUAUGCGGAUUUGGACAACAUGGUACCCGAUGAUGGCGAAACUAUUCACUUUAUAUAUUCCAUCAGCAAGUCGUUUGUUGUAACAUUAUUCGCCACAGUGAUAGAAGAGACGGAGAUAUCGUGGGACUCCUUGAUCACAGAUUUGUUGCCGGACUUCCGAUUUCGAGAUGAGGAGAGAAAUAAAGGAAUGCAGUUGAGAGACUUGCUUGGUCAGGCGAGUGGCAUUCCAGAGAGACUGGGCGGGCCUUACAAUUCAGUUGCAGAGUUCGUAAACGUGGUCAAAUGCACUGAACCGGUUAUGGGGAUGCGACAGAGUUUCUGCUACGUCGAUAAAAAUUAUUACCUUGCUGGUGCGAUACUUGAACAUCUGACAAACAAAUCCUUCUCGCAACUGAUGCAUGAACGAAUCUUAACCCCACUGAAGAUGAACUCGACAUUUCCAUCCCUCGCUCAUCGUUAUAAUGAGUCCCUUGGCAAGUUUGCGUAUGGUUAUCGAUUAGUUAACGGAGAGGUUGUGGUCAGCGAUUCACCUGGUACUGAAGGUGAAGUCACUGAAACUUUAGUGGCGGCAGCAAUGGGGGCCAUGUCAACAGCAGAAGAUAUGGCAGAGUACAUGAAGUUCCACCUUGGUGCGUAUAGAAAUGACGGAUCCCUCAAUUCAAUUGUUGAUCCUAACAUAUUGAGGGAAAUGUACAAACCGAACCAAGUCAUCAAUUUUUACACAUCCUUCCUUGAGAUUGAUGGUCUGGAUGAUAUUGAUGAAACAUGGAGAGUGUAUGCUUAUGGUAUGGGAUUUUGGAUGGGGAAUUUCAGAGAGAGCGACUUUAUACAACACGGCGGUUAUGGAACACACGAUACUAUAAUGACACUGUUCAAGCAAUGGAAUCUUGGCAUUUAUACUUCCCUUACUGGACCCCAUGGAGUUGAUUCGCACGCAACUAUGUCGUUCAUUCACUUUUACAUCGCAGACAUCCUCCGUGGUAACACUCCUAUCUUCAACAUCAGUUACGCGUGUAAUUACACUCUUCCUGCAAAGGAAGGUGGAUAUUGCGGACGUUUUGAAAUACACCCUGAUACAAGCAUCGAUAAGACCAAAAACACAACCUCCCCUGUCGAAACCUACUCUGGAAGCUAUGCAAAUCUUGAUGACGAAGCCAAAAUAAAAGUUGAUCCAAACAGAGCUACAUUAGUUAUGACGAAAGGAUGUGAGGAGUACCAUCUUUACCCGAGUGGAGUUCCCCAUGCUUUUGUAGCUGAAUCUACAGGAGAAUGUUACGGAUGCGCUAAACGUGUUGUCUUCACCAUUUUAUCAGAAACUGGAUUGGUCGAUGAUUUUUCAAGUCUAAGAAUAGAUGAUGUUGAAUUCCAGAAUUCCAGAAUGAAACCAGAAGAGAUAAAAUGUGAUGUAUCGUUGGCAAGUGAUACCAACUUUUCUCGGCUUUGUCUGUAUUCUAUGAUGGCUUUUGCUCUGACUGCUACAACAAUAAUUUAAAAAAAGAUUAAGCCCUUUAACACGUAAUAUUUUGAAAUAAGAGUAAAUCAUCAAGUACAGAAUAAAUUGUAUAACUUCCAGAAAUAAACUCAUCGCUGGUACGACACCA
Molecule: messenger RNA, 1818 nt
Organism: Owenia fusiformis
Lineage: Eukaryota; Metazoa; Annelida; Polychaeta; Sabellida; Oweniidae
Source: the annotation of a GenBank genome assembly